Armigeres subalbatus is the source of this 471-nucleotide messenger RNA. RefSeq lists its product as uncharacterized. The transcript is spliced from 4 exons. Lineage: Eukaryota; Metazoa; Arthropoda; Insecta; Diptera; Culicidae. The coding region runs from base 1 to 471 and encodes 156 amino acids. The record is from RefSeq and is a predicted model, not a curated record.
AUGUUUUCUGACGAAGUUCAUUUUUGUUGUGACAUCCUCAACCACAGUUGCGUGAAAAUAUCUCCGAAUUCUCCGAAGAAAAGAAAUAAUGCCUCCAAGAACGCGGGAGCAGCAAAUAAAUCCGCCCGUGAUCUUGCCCGAGACACAGCAGCAAAACAAAAUGGCGCUCGUAAACGUGCAAAGCUCUACAACCAGGGAUAUUUAUUGGAAGCUCUCAAUGAAGCGAUGUCCAAGAGGAAUGGUGCCGGUUUCACCAAUAGUGGCCUUGUAUUUGUAGCGACAAACACCGCUAGAAGCACGACAGAGGACAAUGGGCAAAGAUAUUCCGACCCAUUGAAUUUAAGCCAAAAGGCAGUUCAGGUAGACAAAAAUCAGUAUGCCGAAAAACCCCGCUUCCUUCUGGUCGCCAGGAAUUCACCUUGCGAAACUUCGGUGCCGGUGCGGUGGCAAAGUAAACUUAAAAGCACUUGA